Molecule: messenger RNA, 393 nt
Organism: Diprion similis
Lineage: Eukaryota; Metazoa; Arthropoda; Insecta; Hymenoptera; Diprionidae
Product: protein bric-a-brac 1-like
Exons: 2
Coding region: 13-393 (126 amino acids)
Biological process (GO): regulation of transcription by RNA polymerase II
Cellular component (GO): nucleus
Source: RefSeq, a predicted model, not a curated record
AGUCGAGGGAGGAUGUACGCCCCUGUUGGCGGGCCCAGCAACCAACAACUACCCCUGGUCAAUCCAUGGUGGGUCCAUCCGGCAGCUGGAGGAGCAGUUGGGCACGGACAGGAUCAGGAAGAGAGGACGUCCCUGCUUGAGGGUGGCUGCAGUGACAGGGGUGGUGGCGAGAGUCAGGGCGGGGGUGGGCCCAGGGGUGGCGUCAUGGACUCUAAUCAACAACAAUUUUGUCUGAAGUGGAACAGCUUUGGCAGCAAUUUGGCCACAGCAUUUUCGAACCUCUUCAAAAGCGAGAGUCUCACCGAUGUCACCCUCUUCUGCGAGGGUGAGUCAAAUCCCAUAUUAUUAUUACACACGUCGUGUCAAAACUUAGCGAAACACCUUAAACCUUGA